AAAAAAAGAAGUCAAAAUUUGGCCUUAGUCGUCGUCAAUGCUCUGAUAUGUAUCCCUCAGAAAACUCUCUACACGCAUGUAGACCGAACUGAAACCAAAGAGACAACCCCUGUGGACUAUCUAUCUAAUCAUGUCUCCGGCUCCGUCAACAUCAUUCAUCAUCCCCACACCUUUACUAAUGCUGAUCGCUGUGACCACGAUGCCGUUGCUGCUCGCCGGCGGCGAAUCGAUCCCGACGACUUUAGACGGCCCGUUCAAGCCAUCGACUCGCCGAUUCGACCCGUCUCUUCGCAGAGGCAGUGACGACUUGCCCAUCGAUCAUCCAAGGCUGAGGAAGAGCAAUGUCAGCUCCGAUCUCCCAGAACAGAUUGCUCUAGCGCUUUCUACUCCCUCCUCCAUGUGGGUUUCUUGGGUCACUGGUGAUGCUGUGGUUGGAAAAGAUGUGAAACCGCUUGAUGCUACAUUGGUUUCGAGCGAGGUUUGGUAUGGGAAGGAGAAAGGCAACUAUACGCUAAAGAAGAAAGGAAAUGCAACAGUUUACAGCCAAUUGUAUCCCUUUGAUGGCCUCCUUAACUACACUUCAGGCAUCAUACACCAUGUCCUCAUCGAUGGUCUUGAGCCAGAUACCAAAUACUAUUACAGGUGCGGAGACAGCUCUGUUCCUGCAAUGAGCGAGGAGAUUUCUUUUGACACUUUGCCACUUCCUAGCAAAGACUCUUAUCCUCACCGAAUUGCCUUUGUUGGGGAUUUAGGUCUUACUAGCAACACGACCACCACCAUUGACCAUUUGAUGGAUAACGACCCUUCACUGGUUGUUAUUGUUGGGGACUUUACCUAUGCAAACCAGUACCGUACAACUGGCGGCAAAGGAGCUUCCUGCUUCUCAUGUUCCUUUCCAGAUGCACCUAUUAGGGAGACCUAUCAACCUCGCUGGGAUGCCUGGGGAAGGUUCAUGGAGCCACUGACCUCCAAGGUACCAAUGAUGGUCAUUGAAGGCAACCAUGAGAUUGAGCCUCAAGCUUCCGGGGUCACCUUUAAGUCAUACUCUGAAAGGUUUGCAGUUCCUUCAACUGAGAGUGGCUCCAACAGCAACUUCUACUAUUCUUUUGAUGCCGGAGGAGUGCAUUUUGUUAUGUUGGGGGCAUAUGUUGAUUACAAUCAGACUGGAGCACAAUAUGCAUGGCUAAAGGAAGAUUUGUCUAAAGUUGAUCGCUCAGUGACACCUUGGCUGGUCGCAACAAUGCAUCCACCUUGGUACAACAGCUACUCCUCACACUACCAGGAGUUCGAAUGCAUGAGGCAGGAAAUGGAAGAGCUUCUUUACCAACAUCGUGUCGACAUCAUUUUUGCAGGACAUGUACAUGCAUACGAGAGGAUGAACCGAAUAUACAACUACACGCUGGACCCAUGUGGGGCUGUUUAUAUAACAAUCGGAGAUGGUGGGAACAUAGAGAAAGUUGACGUGGACUUUGCAGAUGAUCCUGAGAAGUGUCCUUCCCCUGGAGACAACGUCCCCGAGAUUGGAGGAUCAUGCCCUCUAAACUUUACUUCUGGCCCUGCCAAAGGCAAGUUUUGCUGGGACAGACAACCUGAUUGGAGUGCCUUCAGAGAGAGCAGCUUCGGCCAUGGAAUCCUAGAGGUCAUGAAUUCAACUUACGCCUUGUGGACAUGGCAUAGGAAUCAGGAUGUCUAUAAAGAUGACAGCUAUGGUGAUCAGAUAUAUAUUGUUCGUCAACCAAAUCUCUGCAUUUCCCCUGCAACAUCGAGGGAAGCAGGCGGAGGAAGAGAGACAUCAGGCGGCGAAAAUAGAUUGUCCUCUCCCUCAUUUCCAGUGUUCAUUUGGAUAUUUCUCAUGUUUGGCAUUUUAUAGUUCCAUCGUUUUGGGACGUUUUUGUAUAAAGCAAGAUGAAAUGAGUUCCUAUUGAGUGAAAGACUGUUUGACAAGAGACAAGAUAUUUAACUGUUGUUAUUUAUACUAGAUAUCUUGUCCGCAUAUGCGGGAUUAAUCGUUUUACAAAUA
Molecule: messenger RNA, 2020 nt
Organism: Brassica rapa (field mustard)
Lineage: Eukaryota; Viridiplantae; Streptophyta; Magnoliopsida; Brassicales; Brassicaceae
Product: purple acid phosphatase 23
Molecular function (GO): metal ion binding; acid phosphatase activity
Source: RefSeq, a predicted model, not a curated record